AUGUCCAAUUUAUCGCCGGAUCAAAUUCAACAGCUUAUCCGCCAGUACCCGGUGGAUUUCUUGCCGUACGAGGAUCUAUAUAAACACCUCCAUGCUCACCCGGAACUCUCGCACCAGGAAUAUAACACAGCCAGAACGAUUGCGACCAAACUUUCUGCUAUUAAUGGCAUCGAAGUGCACGAGAAUAUAGGCGGCACGGGCAUUGCCGCUGUUUUCCGCAACGGUGAUGGUAAAACAGUUCUCUUGAGGUCCGAGCUGGAUGGGCUACCAGUCAAGGAACAAACCGCCCUUCCCUACGCGAGUAGAGAAACUGUCAAGCAUGGUGACCGCGGAAUUGAAAUGCCAACUAUGCAUGCCUGUGGGCAUGAUAUGCACAUGACAUGUCUACUUGCAGCAGUCCAACUUUUGGUAACCUUAAAACAGCAUUGGUCGGGGACACUGGUCAUUGUCUACCAGCCUGCUGAAGAAGUGGGAAACGGUGCCAGUGGCAUGGUUUCUGGUGGCCUUUACGACAAAGUUCCGAUGCCUGACGUUUUACUUGGACAGCAUAUCCUACCCAGUAGAGCUGGCGCCAUUGGGAUGAGGGCUGGUACCAUGAUGGCAGCGUCAGAUUGUCUGAAGGUAACAUUCACGGGCCGAGGUGGACAUGCUUCUAUGCCAAAUAGAACAAUUGACCCUAUUGUAAUGGCAUCAAGCACCGUGAUGCGUUUACAAACUAUCGUCAGCCGAGAAGUUGAUACUGCUAGUGAAUUCGCCGUUGUCACAGUUGGCAGUUUGAAGGCCGGUCACGUCGCGAAUAUCAUCCCCGAACAAGCUGAAAUGGAAUUGAAUGUGAGAACCACGGAUACCACGACGAGGGAAAAGGUUCUCUCCUCGGUUCGUCGCAUUAUCAACGCCGAGUGUCAAGCUAGUGGUGCCCCCCAAAGCCCGAAGAUUGAGACUACACUCCAGUUUCCUCCGACAAUUAACGAUCAAGCGGUGACUGAGAAGCUACAGAGCACAUUUGGAACCCUAUUUUCGUCUAAUUUUGACCCAGCAUGGCCAACCUCAAACGCCAGUGAAGAUUUUACCGACCUUGGUUCCUCGAUUGGUAAACCGUGCUGCUUUUGGUUCGUUGGAUGUACUGAUCCUCAGAAAUGGGAUGAAGCAGAGAAGCAAGGGAGGUUAAUGGAAGAUAUUCCAGUUAACCAUUCUGCCUUCUUCGCCCCUGUUGUCCAGCCCACGCUUCAAAUUGGAACGCAUGCCUUGGUAGCUGGAGCAUUGACUUUUCUCUCAGCGAGGCCAUAA
This is a messenger RNA of Ophidiomyces ophidiicola, 1287 nucleotides long. RefSeq lists its product as uncharacterized. Lineage: Eukaryota; Fungi; Ascomycota; Eurotiomycetes; Onygenales; Onygenaceae. The transcript has a single exon. The record is from RefSeq and is a predicted model, not a curated record. Gene Ontology annotation, molecular function: hydrolase activity. Bases 1 to 1287 code for a protein of 428 amino acids.